Akanthomyces muscarius is the source of this 1560-nucleotide messenger RNA. RefSeq lists its product as uncharacterized. The record is from RefSeq and is a predicted model, not a curated record. Gene Ontology annotation, molecular function: monooxygenase activity; iron ion binding; heme binding. NCBI's taxonomy places the organism in Eukaryota, Fungi, Ascomycota, Sordariomycetes, Hypocreales, Cordycipitaceae. The transcript has a single exon. The coding region runs from base 1 to 1560 and encodes 519 amino acids.
AUGGGUGUCACAGACUGGACUGCCCGGUCCUCAGGCCUCACACUCAUUGCCGCGCUACUGGUAUUUUUCGCCUUCAAAUUCGCCAUUCAUCGACGCCGUACCAGCGGCCUGCCGCUACCUCCUGGGCCACCCGGGGAACCUAUUCUUGGCCACCUGCGCAUUGUGCCUUCUCACAGCCCAGAGUACACUUACAUGAAAUGGUCUCAUGAAUAUGGCUCCGACAUGCUUUCCGUCAAUAUACUCGGCCAGCCGGUCAUUAUUCUCAACUCGGUGAAAGCUGCUGUUGACCUGCUGGAUAAGCGAGGUCUCAACUACUCGGACCGUCCGCGCUUUGUGCUCUUCGAGGUCAUGGGAUGGGGCAAGACACUGACGUUUUUGCGUUGGGGCUCUGAUUUCCGGGUGCAUCGGCGCAUUUUACAAAAAAGUCUUUCAAAUAGUAGCAUUGUGCAAUACAGACCCUUGCAAGAGCGAGAAACAGCCAUCAUGCUCAAGGGCUUGGCAGCCAACCCUGCAGAAUGGGACAAUGUCAUUCGUCGUCUGGCUACUGCCAUAGUUCUCGGCAUCGGCUUUGGUAUCACCGUGGACAGCGACAAAGACCCGUUUAUUCAAGUGGCUGCAGAUGCCAGCUAUGCAUUGGGGCACGGGGGUGCCCCGGCAGGCACGCCAGUUGAUUUUUUCCCUGUUCUCCGAUACAUGCCCCGGUGGUUACACGAUCGGUCGCUCAAGUUUGCCAACGAUUGGUCUUGGGCCAUCCGUGUUCUACACGAUAAGCCAUUCGAUGCAGCCGUGUCCGCCCAGCAGCGGAAGGAUUCCAUCGUCCAGGCCAUGCUGGACCAGCGGCAGGCACAGAUUGACAAGGGAGAGGUGCCGCAGCUGGGAUUAGACGAUGUGAAAGGCGCGGCUGGUGCCGUAUUUGCCGCUGGACAAGACACAACAUGGGCAACCAUCAUGGUCUUUGUCAUCAACAUGAUUCUCCAUCCAGAGAUUCAAAUCAAGGCACAGCAGGCCCUGGAUCAAGUUGUCGGACGCAGCAGGAUGCCAAACUUUAACGAUAGGCAGAAUCCUGACCUACGAUAUAUUGAGUAUGUGCUGCAAGAGACGCUCCGGUGGUGCCCCGUCUCGCCUAUCGGCAUUCCCCAUCGAUCCAUCCAAGACGACGUGUACAAUGGCUAUUUUAUCCCUGCUGGCUCCUUCAUCUAUGCCAAUGCGCGUGCCAUGACUCAUGAUCCCGAUACAUACCUAGACCCCGACGAGUUUGACCCAGACAGGUACACACCCGUGGAAGAAGGCGGUAGGGGGGAGCCGCUUCCCAGCGGCCACUUUGGCUUUGGCCGACGAGUUUGUGUCGGGCAGCAUCUUGCCAAGUCGAGCGUAUGGAUUGUGAUUGCUGCUAUUCUGAGCACAUUGGACAUUAAAAAGCCGCUUGAUGACGACGGAAAUGAAGUUACGCCCGAGGUGGAAUUAACUGAUGGACUCACCAGCCAACCCGAUGGCUUCGACGCCAGGUUUAUACCACGAGACGACGUAAGCCUCGAUCUAAUUCGUGGGAUUGAGGUAUAA